CACUGACUGACGGGCGACGGCAGUUCAGCUCAGCAGGCGGAGAUUUGAAACGGCCCUCACUUUUACCUCGGAUCUUGUUGCGCGUGGACGCUUGUUCAAAAUGUUGCCAUUGAAAGUUUAAAUAUUAUUUCAAAGUCGGAAGUGUAAGUGCGCUGUUAAGCUCGGGGAAUUUAUUUUUUUACAUUAGAGAUUCGAUAACUUACAGCAGUAAAAAUGUUCGUGCUGUACGAAACACCGGCGGGUUAUGCCAUUUUCAAGCUGCUGGACGAGAAAAAGUUGCAGCAAAUUGAUAAUCUCUAUCUAGAGUUUGAAACGCCGGAGCUGGCAAAUAAAGUUGUAAAAUUGAAGCACUUUGAAAAGUUUGCCGACACCACCGAGGCACUUUCCGCUGCGACUGCCGCCGUCGAGGGCAAGGUUUCCAAGUCGCUUAAGAAGACGCUCAAGAAGCUCGUUUCGGACGAUGUCCAGAACCAGCUGUUGGUGGCGGACGCCAAGUUGGGCAGUGCCAUCAAGGACAAGCUGUCGCUGCAGUGCGUCUCCAACACGGGCGUCCAAGAGCUGAUGCGGUGCAUCCGGUCGCAGUCCGAGAGUCUGCUGUCCGGGCUGCCGAAGAAGGAAAUGACCGCGAUGGCCCUCGGUUUGGCUCACUCACUUUCCCGGUACAAGCUCAAAUUCUCGCCAGACAAGAUUGACACGAUGAUCGUGCAAGCCCAGUGUCUGCUGGACGAUCUGGACAAGGAACUGAACAAUUACAUGAUGCGCGCUAGAGAGUGGUACGGCUGGCACUUCCCUGAGCUGGGAAAGAUUCUCACCGACAACAUUGCCUUUAUAAAGACGAUAAAGCUAGUUGGCACGCGUGACAAUAUGGCCACGACCGAUCUGUCGGACAUUCUGCCGGAAGAGCUCGAGGAGAAGGUCAAGGAAGCGGCCGAGAUCUCCAUGGGCACGGAAAUCUCUGAGGAAGACAUUACCAACAUUCAGAACCUGUGCGACGAAAUUCUCUCCAUCAACGAGUACCGGACGCAUCUGUACGAUUACCUGAAGACGCGCAUGAUGGCGAUGGCACCAAAUUUGACCGUUCUCGUCGGCGAAACCAUCGGAGCCCGUCUCAUCGCGCACGCCGGGUCGCUGGUCAACCUGGCCAAACAUCCCGCUUCGACUGUGCAAAUCCUAGGUGCCGAGAAGGCGUUGUUCCGCGCACUCAAGACCAAAAAGGACACCCCAAAGUACGGUUUGAUCUUCCACGCCAGCCUGAUCGGUUCGGCCAGCGCCAAAAACAAGGGUAAAAUUUCCCGAUCACUCGCGGCCAAGGCAUCGCUCGCGACCCGCGUGGACGCGUUCGGUGAGGACGUUUCGAUGGAACUGGGCACGGAACACCGAGCCAAGCUGGAGAUGCGUCUGCGGCUGCUGGAGGAGGGCAACAUGUCGCGGCUGUCAGGCACCGGUAAAGCCAAGGCCAAGCUCGAAAAGUACCACGCCAAGAGCGAAGUGAAGGUGUUUAAGAGCGGCGAGGAUAGCACGCUGCCGAUCGGCAAGAAGCGAAAGCUAUCUGAAGGGGCAAAGAUCGAGGAGAUUGAGCCAGAGGUUAAGGAGGAACCGUCCGAUGAACCCAGCGCCGGAGAAUCGUCCAAAAAGAAAAAAAAGAACAAGCAGAAGGAUCUCGAUGCAAGUACGGCUGAGGUUGCCCACGCCUCAAAAAAGAUCAAAACCGAGGACGAGGAAACGCCACCGGAAGAGGGCGCUGAGCCACAGAGUGAGAAGAAGAAGAAAAAGAAAAAGAAGCGAGAGAGCCAGGUUGCUCAGCCAGAAGAGGACGAAGAGGAACCUGCUGUGACGGAAACGCCAACGUCACAGAAGAAAAAAAAGAAAAAGAAGGUGAAGGAAGAAAGUGACGACAGUUGAAUUUAAAAAUCGUUAUUUUAAUGUCAUUAACUUGGAUUAUGAUCCCUAUUUUAAGGGAUGUUAUAAGUGAAAUAAAAAAAGCAUGGUAACCCUACC
This is a messenger RNA of Culex quinquefasciatus (southern house mosquito), 1998 nucleotides long. RefSeq names its product nucleolar protein 58 (gene nop5). Lineage: Eukaryota; Metazoa; Arthropoda; Insecta; Diptera; Culicidae. Gene Ontology annotation, molecular function: snoRNA binding. The coding region runs from base 214 to 1902 and encodes 562 amino acids. The record is from RefSeq and is a predicted model, not a curated record. Gene Ontology annotation, cellular component: box C/D methylation guide snoRNP complex; small-subunit processome. The transcript is spliced from 5 exons.